Dovyalis caffra is the source of this 1077-nucleotide messenger RNA. Lineage: Eukaryota; Viridiplantae; Streptophyta; Magnoliopsida; Malpighiales; Salicaceae. The record is from the annotation of a GenBank genome assembly.
AUGGCAACAACAGACAUACCAGAAGGUACUAUAAGGAACAUACUAGACCAAGACACACUCAAGUGGGUUUUCGUUGGAGGCAAAGGUGGUGUUGGCAAAACGACAUGCAGUUCAAUUCUUUCCAUUCUUUUGGCUCAAGUCAGAUCUUCUGUUUUAAUCAUAUCUACUGAUCCAGCUCAUAAUCUUAGUGAUGCCUUCCAACAACGAUUUACAAAGGCUCCUACUUUGGUUAAUGGGUUCAGCAAUCUAUAUGCUAUGGAGGUGGAUCCUAAUGUUGAACAUGACGAUAUUGGAGGAAAUGAAGGAAUGGAUGGUUUGUUUUCCGAGCUUGCCAAUGCAAUUCCUGGGAUUGAUGAGGCCAUGAGUUUCGCUGAGAUGUUAAAGCUGGUACAGACGAUGGAUUAUUCUUGUAUUGUAUUCGAUACUGCUCCAACUGGUCAUACACUCCGGCUUUUACAAUUUCCAUCAACUUUGGAGAAAGGGCUUCAAAAGAUGAUGUCUUUGAAAAGCAAAUUUGGUGGCUUAAUUAGUCAGAUGACUCGUCUCUUUGGCAUUGAUGAUGAAUACGGUGAGGAUGCAAUCUUGGGAAGGCUUGAAGGCAUGAAAGAUGUGAUCGAACAAGUCAAUAAGCAAUUCAAAGACCCAGACUUGACAACCUUUGUUUGUGUUUGCAUUCCCGAGUUCCUCUCCCUUUAUGAAACUGAGAGACUGGUUCAGGAGCUUACCAAGUUUGAGAUUGAUACACAUAAUAUUAUCAUUAAUCAAGUUCUUUAUGAUGAAGAAGAUGUUGAAUCCAAAUUACUCAGAGCAAGAAUGCGGAUGCAACAGAAGUACCUUGAUCAGUUCUAUAUGUUGUAUGAUGACUUCAACAUUACAAAACUUCCAUUGUUGCCACAAGAGGUAACUGGAGUUGAAGCUCUAAAAGCUUUUUCAAGUAACUUUUUAUCGCCGUAUCAACCUUCCACCAGCAGAGGUACGGUGGAAGAUUUAGAACGAAAAAUAUCUACCCUAAAGCUGCAGUUGGAAUAUGCGGAAGCAGAACUAGACAGACUUCGAAAGGGAAAGCAAAAGGUCUAA